This is a messenger RNA of Penicillium canescens, 735 nucleotides long. Its product is annotated as GNAT family N-acetyltransferase. Bases 1 to 735 code for a protein of 244 amino acids. The record is from RefSeq and is a predicted model, not a curated record. Gene Ontology annotation, molecular function: acyltransferase activity, transferring groups other than amino-acyl groups. NCBI's taxonomy places the organism in Eukaryota, Fungi, Ascomycota, Eurotiomycetes, Eurotiales, Aspergillaceae. The transcript has a single exon.
AUGGGUCACUCGGACCUCGUUACUGUGGGACACUUCGCUAUCCUCACUCCGAGAUUGGUCCUCGUUCCUACCCCAGUCGCAGUAGAUUUGAGUCCAUACCGGGCACUCUACUCUGAACUGCAUGCAGAUGUAGCAUUCUGUGAGAUGGCCUUUGGUCAUCAUUUUCCAGCGCGGAGAUGGACUGACCAAGAGACCCGUGACGUGAUCCAAUCACGCGAUAUCGAACGUUGUUGGAAAAUCCGAGGUUUGGGUGAUUUCGCUGUGGGAUUUCGCCCGCCUACCGAAAUGAACGAAGUCGGGAAUCAAUAUCUGCCAGAGACAGAUAUCACCGAGUUUCGGAUCAUCGAAGGUCAAGAUUUUGUGCAACUUGCUGGGCCGAGUAAAACCCACCUAGCGGACAUCGAAUGGGUAGGAUACGCAGGUGUCCGUGAUGCAACAACAACUUCGAUGCCAUUGCCGGAACCUGGCGAUCUCGAUCUGCCAUCAUGGGUCGAGAUGAUUGAAAUACGAUAUGGCGUCUCUCCAAGAUGGUGGGGUACGGGCAUUGCAAAGGAAGCAUCCAAGGCAAUCAUGCAGUGGUCCGCUACUGCCCGAGGAGUCAAAAGGUUCAUCGCCGAGACGGAGAGAGAAAACACGAGGAGUGCGGGACUGCUGCAAAAACUCGGUUUUACCCUAAGCGGGACCAACUAUUGGAAGGAGCCCAGUGAACUUGAAUGGCAUUGUGCUGUCGAAUGA